AUGGCUGAACUCCAAAUUGGUGAUCUUGUUUUAAGUGGUAUCAAAAAUAAUCAAUUCGAUUUUUCUGAAAUUUACUUGAUAUCUCAUCUGGGACAUUUUGAUAAUCCUUUUUAUAUGAUAAAAAUUAAAUUCACAAAUCCUGAUGGAAGUCAAGAUUAUAUUCGUAUGACACCUACACAUUGCGUAUUUAAUAAUGAUUUGUCACUUUUAUACGCACUAGAUGUAGUACCAGGUGAAACCAAAUUCUUAGUUUUGAAUAAAUCAAAUGAAAUUAUUCCUGUUAUUGUUGAUAGUCUUGACAUUGAAAAAAAAACGGGCAAUAUCAGUUUUUAUACACGUUCCGGUACUGUGAUCGCAAACAAUAUUUUAUGCUCAUGCUAUGAUGAUUGUCCAAAAUCACAACUUUUAAUGGACUUAGUAUUCGCACCAAUCCGAUUGUGGACUAAAGUAUUUCCUUCUAAAUAUCGUCAAAAGGAACUUCACCCAUAUGUGCAAACCUUGGAGAUCGCUUAUACAAUUUUAUGUAGAGCAUUAAAAGGAAUUAAAAUGAUUAGACAAAAGGCU
Molecule: messenger RNA, 564 nt
Organism: Cetraspora pellucida
Lineage: Eukaryota; Fungi; Glomeromycota; Glomeromycetes; Diversisporales; Gigasporaceae
Source: the annotation of a GenBank genome assembly